Ambispora gerdemannii is the source of this 1178-nucleotide messenger RNA. The record is from the annotation of a GenBank genome assembly. NCBI's taxonomy places the organism in Eukaryota, Fungi, Glomeromycota, Glomeromycetes, Archaeosporales, Ambisporaceae.
UCAUGGACUCAAAGACUUUGGUGGUUGAUAAUGGGACAGGGUUUGUAAAAGUAGGUUACGCCGGCUCAAACUUUCCCGAACAUGUAUUCCCGUCAGUAGUGGGCCGCCCAAUUCUUCGAGCCGAAGAAAAAAUCGGGAAUAUCGAGGUAAAAGAUAUCAUGGUAGGCGACGAAGCCGCCGAAGUCCGUUCCAUUCUACAAAUGACGUAUCCGAUGGAGAAUGGAAUUAUCAAAAAGUGGGAGGAGAUGAAGUAUUUGUGGAAUUACACGUUCUUCGAAAAGUUGCAAGUGGAUCCGCGGGAAUGUAAGAUAUUGUUGACAGAGCCGCCGAUGAAUCCGUUGGCGAAUCGACGUGAGAUGGUGCGCACGAUGUUUGAAGACUAUGGGUUUCAGGGGGUGCAUGUGUCUAUUCAGGCUGUGUUGACACUGUAUGCACAGGGUCUUCUCACUGGCGUUGUCGUGGAUUCUGGCGAUGGCGUCACUCACAUUGUUCCUAUUUACGACGGAUACGCCCUCCCACAUCAAACGCGUCGCUUAGAUGUCGCUGGUCGUGACGUUACGCGGUAUCUUAUAAAAUUACUCUUGUUAAGAGGAUACGCCUUUAAUCGUACCGCAGAUUUCCAGACUGUUCAGCAAAUCAAAGAGAAACUUUGUUAUGUAAGUUAUGAUUUAAAGUUGGAUCAAAAGUUGGCGAACGAGACUACAGUUCUAAUGGAGAAUUAUACGCUACCUGAUGGACGUAUCAUAAAAGUUGGUUCGGAGCGAUUUGAGGCACCCGAGUGUAUGUUCCAACCUCAUUUAAUUGAUAACGAACAACCAGGUGUAGCUGAAAUGAUUUUUGAAGCAAUUCAAGAUGCAGCAUACGACGUGCGUUCAGAAUUGUAUCGACACAUAGUGCUAUCGGGUGGAUCAUCAAUGUACCCUGGAUUACCAAGUCGACUUGAGAAAGAGCUUAAACAGUUGUAUUUGGAGAGAGUCGCGAGAAUGGAUGGUUCGAUAUUACAGAAAAUAAGAAUUCGAAUUGAAGACCCGCCGCGUCGUAGACACAUGGUGUUCUUGGGUGGCGCAGUAUUAGCUAAUAUAAUGAAAGACCGUGUGACAUGGUGGAUAUCUAAACAGGAAUGGGAAGAGGAUGGGAUUAAGUCGCUUGAUAAACUUGGUGCUUCUGGCGCGGUUUAA